Erinaceus europaeus (western European hedgehog) is the source of this 1562-nucleotide messenger RNA. It is a transcript of the gene SERPINF1, whose product is annotated as serpin family F member 1. Gene Ontology annotation, biological process: negative regulation of angiogenesis; positive regulation of neurogenesis; negative regulation of endopeptidase activity. Gene Ontology annotation, molecular function: serine-type endopeptidase inhibitor activity. The record is from RefSeq and is a predicted model, not a curated record. The coding region runs from base 192 to 1439 and encodes 415 amino acids. The transcript has 9 exons. NCBI's taxonomy places the organism in Eukaryota, Metazoa, Chordata, Mammalia, Eulipotyphla, Erinaceidae.
AAAGGAGCAGCUGUAAUCUGAAGCCUGCUGGGCGCUGGGUUGGGAGACAGCAGAACCAACUUUUGUGCUAGCAAGAAACCCCUCAGAGUGUGCAGACCUAGGCGGGCGGGCGCAGCUGCAGUGCAUCCACAGUAAUCAAGGUUUGGAAAAGUCAGCUGAUUCCCACUGGCAGUCCAGCAGUAAGGCCUGGGAUGCAAGCCCUCGUGAUCCUCCUCUGUGCAGGAACCCUCCUCAGGCAUGGCAGCUGCCAGAGCGGCCCAGAGGAGGGCUCCCUGGCUCCCGACACCACAGGGGUGCCUGUGGAAGAGGAGGACCCCUUCUACAAAGUUCCUGUGAACAAGCUGGCGGCAGCUGUCUCCAACUUUGGCUAUGACAUGUACCGAGUGAGAUCCAGUGAGAGCCCAACGGCCAAUGUGCUCCUUUCACCUCUCAGUAUGGCCACUGCUCUCUCUGCCCUUUCCCUGGGAGCGGAACAGCGCACUGAAUCCAACAUUCACCGGGCUCUCUACUACGACCUCAUCAGCAACCCAGACAUCCAUGACACCUACAAAGGAUUGCUUGCCUCUGUCACUGGCCCCCAGAAGAACUUUAAGAGCGCUUCCCGGAUUGUCUUUGAGAGGAAGCUAAGAAUAAAAUCCAGCUUUGUGGCACCACUGGAGAAGUCAUAUGGAACCAGGCCCAGAAUCUUGACUGGCAACCCUCGCAUAGACCUUCAGGAGAUCAACAACUGGGUGCAGGCCCAGAUGAAAGGGAAAAUUUCUCGGUCCACUAGGGAAAUGCCCAGUGGAAUCAGCAUUCUUCUCCUUGGUGUGGCUUACUUCAAGGGGCAGUGGGUAACCAAGUUUGACUCCAGAAAGACUUCCCUUGAGGAUUUCCACUUGGAUGAGGAGAGGACUGUGAGAGUCCCCAUGAUGUCAGACCCAAAGGCUGUCUUACGCUACGGCUUAGAUUCUGAUCUCAGCUGCAAGAUUGCUCAGCUGCCCUUGACCGGAAGCACGAGUAUCAUUUUCUUCCUGCCUCUGAAAGUGACACAGAACUUGACCAUAAUAGAAGAAAGCCUCACCUCUGAGUUCAUUCAUGACAUAGAUAGAGAACUGAAAACUGUUCAGGCGGUCCUGACCAUACCCAAGCUGAAGCUGAGUUAUGACGGAGAAGUCACCAAGUCCCUGCAGGAGAUGAAGCUACAAUCCUUGUUUGAUUCGCCAGACUUUAGCAAGAUCACAGGCAAACCUAUUAAACUGACACAAAUGGAACACCGUGCUGGCUUCGAGUGGAAUGAAGAGGGAGCAGGCACGGCCCCCAGCCCGGGGCUCCAGCCUGCCCGCCUCACUUUCCCACUGGACUAUCACCUUAACCAACCUUUCAUUUUUGUGCUGAGGGACACAGACACAGGAGCCCUUCUCUUCAUAGGCAAAAUCCUGGAUCCCAGGGGUACUUAAUGUUCCAGUUUAACGUUUAAGUACUCAAGAAGAAACCCCAAGGGGAUGGCAGAUUCUAUAUUCCAUAAAGGCUGCCCUAUAAUAUUUCAAUGUAGACUCUGCAAUAAAGGUGCUUUAUCCUUA